GGGCCGCAGUGCCGCCCCGGGUCGGAGGAGGUUGGUGGGAGCCCGAAAAAGGAGGGGGGGGGGACGGGGGACGGGACUCGACGAGAAGAAGAUGGGCAAGGUUUGUGCCAUUUUUGGAGGAUCCCGAGGAAUAGGAAAAGCUGUUGCAGAAUUACUGGCACAGAAAGGCUGCCGCCUGGCAAUUAUUGCUAGAAAUCUGGAAGUAGCCCAAACCACUGCAUGUAAUCUUGGUGCAGGACAUCUGGCGCUUAGCUGUGAUGUAUCAAGCGAACAGGAAGUCCAAAAUACUUUUGAGGAGAUGCAGAGGAAUUUAGGUCCUAUUAACUACUUGGUUAAUGCGGCUGGGAUCAACAGGGAUGGUUUGUUACUGAGAACCAAGACUGAAGAUAUGAUAGCCCAGAUUCACACUAACCUUUUGGGAACAAUGUUGACAUGCAAAGCUGCUGUGAAAAGCAUGAUUCAACAACAGGGAGGUGCUAUUGUCAAUAUAGGAAGUAUUGUAGGACUUAAAGGCAACUCCGGUCAAAGUGUAUACAGUGCUACCAAGGCAGGAUUAGUUGGAUUUUCACGCUCUCUUGCUAAAGAAGUAGCAAAAAAGCAAAUUCGAGUCAACGUGGUUGCUCCGGGCUUUAUUCACACGGAGAUGACCGCUCAUUUGGAAGAAGAUCAGCUGAAGAAAGCAAUUCUCCUUGGAAGAUUUGGAGAGCCUCGUGAAGUUGCACAAGCUGUUGUCUUUCUUCUGGAGUCCCCUUAUGUUACAGGGAGUACUCUAAUUGUAGAUGGAGGCUUGCAGCUUCUGACUUAAAUACUACCUUGAAUAAGUACCUACUUAAAUGUCAUGAUGGUAAUAUCUAAAUAUAUAAUAAUUAAGGGGGGUGUGCAGCAAUUAGUUGAAGAUUGAUGUAUGUAUUGACUUGAUAUUCUUUAGUCCGAGGCGGAAUUCAGCAGCAAUGGGUUCCAGCUUGUGUGUUUAGCUACCCAAAAGAGUAAUUUGGUAUUAUGAAGUCAAUGUAUGUAACAAUUAGAAAAAUGUCUGGGUUUGAUAUAGUUUUAAGUAAAAUGCCGAUACAUUUUUAAAGCACUGUAUUUUUAUAAAAUCAUGUUUUCCAAUUUGGGAUAGAGUGGAGAUUUUAUUCGAAUCAUCAUGUUACACAAAGGUUAAAGUGCAGAGGCAUGUAUGGCAGGUAUGAUUGCAUCAAGUUUUUCAUGUAGGGUGAAGAUUGCAAACUGUAUAAUUUUUUAUUCUUAUCAGUUAGUCCCUACAAAGUGGCAAGGAGUUUCCUUUGGGUUUUGUUUGUUUGUAGCUAACACUACAAAGCUAGGAGAUUCUAUAUCUUCAGCAUACCUGAACUGCCUUUAGGAGAUUUAAUUAAAUGCAGUGUGUUUUUAUGAAGACAAAACAUGCUCAGUUCCAUUCUUGAAUGUAUGUACAGCACUAAUUUAAUCCAGUAAUGCUUGCGUAUAUAUAUUGAAGGACUGUUGAUUGGUCAUUUGAGUUGCUAAUUUUGUAAUAUUCUGAGUCUGAGUUGCACAUACACUGGUGAACAGCACAGUUGCAGGCCUUGCUGCAUAAAAGACUUUUCACUGGCUCAGUAGAUGUUUAGAAAACACAUCUCAUUUCCAGAGCGUGAAGUCAAGGUGUAUUGCUGUAUAUCUUUUUGAACGCUCAGUUCAACUGUGUUAUGUUGAUGCUCUUUAAUAUGUAUGUAUAGUCAAUAAAAUAGCCAUUUAUUUUAUUCAAAGCA
This is a messenger RNA of Haliaeetus leucocephalus (bald eagle), 1745 nucleotides long. It is a transcript of the gene CBR4, whose product is annotated as carbonyl reductase 4. Gene Ontology annotation, molecular function: oxidoreductase activity, acting on the CH-OH group of donors, NAD or NADP as acceptor; quinone binding. The record is from RefSeq and is a predicted model, not a curated record. Gene Ontology annotation, biological process: fatty acid biosynthetic process. The transcript is spliced from 6 exons. NCBI's taxonomy places the organism in Eukaryota, Metazoa, Chordata, Aves, Accipitriformes, Accipitridae. The coding region runs from base 92 to 805 and encodes 237 amino acids.